This is a messenger RNA of Malurus melanocephalus (red-backed fairy wren), 249 nucleotides long. It is a transcript of the gene PLN, whose product is annotated as phospholamban. Gene Ontology annotation, molecular function: ATPase inhibitor activity. The record is from RefSeq and is a predicted model, not a curated record. Bases 91 to 249 code for a protein of 52 amino acids. NCBI's taxonomy places the organism in Eukaryota, Metazoa, Chordata, Aves, Passeriformes, Maluridae. Gene Ontology annotation, biological process: negative regulation of heart rate; negative regulation of ATPase-coupled calcium transmembrane transporter activity; negative regulation of calcium ion import into sarcoplasmic reticulum. Gene Ontology annotation, cellular component: sarcoplasmic reticulum; membrane. The transcript has a single exon.
AUAUUAGGCACUUUGCACUGCUCCUGACCCCUGCUCUUCUUUCCUGCACUCCUAAMAUCUCUGAUUUGUGCCCUCUGCUUUCCUGUUGCCAUGGAGAAGGUCCAACACAUCACCCGCUCUGCUCUGAGGAGAGCCUCAACUAUUGAGGUCAACCCACAAGCACGCCAAAGGCUCCAAGAGCUCUUUGUGAAUUUCUGCCUGAUUUUAAUCUGCCUCUUGCUGAUCUGUAUCAUUGUGAUGCUUCUCUGA